Coregonus clupeaformis (lake whitefish) is the source of this 4969-nucleotide messenger RNA. Its product is annotated as calcium-activated potassium channel subunit alpha-1. Gene Ontology annotation, molecular function: large conductance calcium-activated potassium channel activity. Bases 73 to 3174 code for a protein of 1033 amino acids. NCBI's taxonomy places the organism in Eukaryota, Metazoa, Chordata, Actinopteri, Salmoniformes, Salmonidae. Gene Ontology annotation, cellular component: postsynaptic membrane. Gene Ontology annotation, biological process: potassium ion transport; transmembrane transport. The record is from RefSeq and is a predicted model, not a curated record. The transcript is spliced from 28 exons.
AACCCUACCUCCCAUGGGGAUGGCAUCAAGCACACCAAGGAGACGGUGGCUGCACUCAGCGAGGUGGGCUGGAUGACCUCCGUCAAAGACUGGGCCGGGGUCAUGAUAUCAGCCCAGACACUGACGGGCAGAGUCCUGGUGGUGCUUGUCUUUGCCCUCAGCAUCGGAGCCCUUGUAAUAUACUUCAUAGAUUCCUCUGACCCCAUCGAGUCCUGUCAGAACUUCUACAAAGACUUCACGCUACAGAUCGACAUGGCUUUCAACGUCUUCUUCCUCUUGUACUUUGGUCUACGGUUCAUAGCGGCCAACGACAAGCUGUGGUUCUGGUUGGAGGUGAACUCAGUGGUGGACUUCUUCACAGUUCCCCCGGUGUUCGUGUCCGUCUAUCUCAACAGGAGCUGGCUCGGCUUGAGGUUUUUAAGGGCCUUAAGAUUGAUACAGUUCUCAGAAAUCUUACAGUUUUUGAAUAUAUUAAAAACAAGCAAUUCCAUAAAACUGGUGAACUUAUGUUCAAUCUUCAUAAGCACAUGGCUAACAGCUGCAGGCUUCAUACAUUUGGUGGAAAACUCAGGGGAUCCUUGGGAAAACUUCCAAAAUUCCCAGUCACUUUCCUACUGGGAAUGUGUCUACUUGCUCAUGGUUACCAUGUCCACUGUGGGCUAUGGAGACGUGUAUGCAAAAACCACCCUGGGCCGACUUUUCAUGGUGUUCUUCAUCCUUGGUGGUUUGGCCAUGUUUGCGAGCUACGUCCCUGAAAUCAUAGAGUUAAUAGGAAACCGCAAGAAAUAUGGUGGUUCCUAUAGUGCGGUUAAUGGGAGAAAGCACAUCGUGGUCUGUGGUCAUAUUACCCUUGAAAGUGUGUCCAACUUCCUGAAAGACUUCCUACACAAGGACAGGGAUGAUGUCAGUGUAGAAAUUGUUUUUCUCCAUAAUAUUUCCCCUAAUCUUGAGCUGGAAGCCUUGUUUAAACGGCACUUCACCCAGGUGGAGUUCUACCAGGGGUCUGUUCUCAACCCACACGACCUGGCCAGAGUCAAGAUAGAGUCAGCAGACGCCUGUUUGAUCCUAGCUAAUAAAUACUGUGCAGACCCUGAUGCUGAGGAUGCUUCCAACAUCAUGAGGGUGAUAUCCAUCAAGAACUACCACCCGAAGAUCAGAAUCAUUACCCAGAUGUUACAGUACCACAACAAGGCCCACCUUUUGAACAUUCCCAGUUGGAACUGGAAGGAGGGUGACGAUGCCAUUUGUCUUGCUGAGCUGAAGCUUGGCUUCAUCGCACAGAGUUGUCUGGCUCAAGGCCUCUCCACCAUGCUGGCCAACCUAUUCUCCAUGAGGUCCUUCAUCAAGAUUGAAGAGGACACGUGGCAGAAGUAUUACCUGGAAGGAGUAGCCAAUGAAAUGUACACUGAGUACCUGUCUAGUGCCUUUGUGGGUCUAUCCUUCCCCACCAUUUGUGAACUCUGCUAUGUGAAGCUGAAGCUGCUACUGAUCGCUAUCGAGUACAAGUCUGAUAUAAGGGAAAGCAGCACCCUCAUCAACCCUGGGAACCAUGUGAAGAUGCAGGAAGGAACCUUGGGGUUCUUCAUCGCCAGCGAUGCCAAAGAAGUUAAAAGGGCACUUUUCUACUGCAAAGCUUGUCACGAUGACAUCACAGAUCCCAAAAGGAUAAAGAAAUGUGGAUGCAAACGAUCAAAAAAUAACAUUAACGGAUAUAUCAAAUCAAUCGAAGAGGAGCAGCAGUCAGCUGUGUCGCCUAAAAAGAAACAACGCAACGGAAACACGAGGAACUCACCCAACGGUUCACCCAAAAUGAUGAGGCAUGAUCCUCUCCUCAUGCCGGGGAAUGAACAGAUUGAGAACAUGGAUGUGAACGUGAAGAAAUACGACUCCACAGGGAUGUUCCACUGGUGCCAGUCCAAAGACAUCGAGAAGGUCAUGUUGACCCGGAGUGAAGCGGCCAUGACAGUUCUAAGCGGCCACGUGGUCGUCUGUAUAUUUGGAGACGCGAAGUCGGCUUUGGUGGGCCUUAGGAACCUCGUGAUGCCUCUGAGAGCUAGCAACUUCCACUACCACGAGCUGAAACCCAUCGUGUUUGUGGGUUCUCUGGAGUAUCUGAAGAGGGAAUGGGAGACCCUUCACAACUUCCCCAAAGUCUCCAUCUUACCUGGCACACCGUUAAGCCGGGCCGAUCUGAGGGCCGUCAAUAUCAACCUCUGUGACAUGUGUGUCAUCCUGUCGGCCAAUCAGAGCAAUAUCGACGACGCUUCACUGCAGGACAAGGAAUGCAUCCUGGCGUCACUCAACAUCAAGUCCAUGCAGUUUGACGACAGCAUCGGGGUGUUGCAGGCUACCUCCCAAGGUUUCACCCUGCCAGGCAUGGACAGGUCCUCUCCUGAAAACAGUCCAGUUCACGGGGGGUUGUUCCGACAGGCUUCCAUCACAACAGGAGCCAACGUCCCCAUUAUCACUGAACUAGUGAACGACUCCAAUGUUCAGUUCCUGGACCAGGAUGACGAUGAUGACCCUGACACAGAGUUGUACCUCACUCAGCCCUUCGCCUGUGGGACGGCUUUCGCAGUCAGUGUGCUGGAUUCCCUGAUGAGUGCGACAUACUUCAAUGAUAAUAUCCUCACCCUGAUCCGGACGCUGGUAACAGGGGGGGCCACUCCGGAGCUGGAGGGUCUGUUGGCGGAGGAGAACGCAUUACGAGGAGGCUACAGCACGCCGCAGACCCUCGCUAACCGGGACAGGUGUCGUGUCGCACAGCUAGCCUUGUACGACGGGCCUUUCGCUGACUUGGGGGAUGGUGGUUGCUACGGUGACUUAUUUUGUAAAGCGCUAAAAACAUACAACAUGCUUUGCUUCGGAAUUUACCGAUUAAGAGACGCACAUCUAAACACACAAAGUCAUACAAGUCAAUGCACUAAACGGUAUGUAAUAACUAACCCACCGUAUGGUUUUGAGCUGGUGCCAUCAGACCUGAUCUUCUGCCUGAUGCAGUUUGACCACAACGCGGGUCAGUCCCAGGCCAGCCUCUCCCACAGCUCCCACUCCUCCCAUUCCUCCACCAAAAAGAGCUCCUCGGUCCAUUCUAUCCCCGCCACCAACCGCACUAACCGCGCCAAGAGCAGGGACUCACGGGAUAAACAAAAAAAAGACCUGGUUUACAGAUGAGCCUGAGAACGCGGCCUACCCCAGGAAGUCACACAGUAGUCACACAGCCAAUCACUAGGUCAACCAGAACCCUUACAAAUCCACCAACAACCUCAUCCCAUCCAUCAGAGAGGUGGAGGACGAAUGAUGAACUACAGAACCCUAUGUUGACACCUACAGUAGAACCCACCUGGAGAACACCUGGAACUAGAACCCAAGAACAGCUAGAACUCACCUACAGAACACCUGGAACUAGAACCCAAGAACAGCUAGAACCCACCUACAGAACACAUGGAACUAGAACCCAAGAACAGCUAGAACUCACCUACAGAACACCUGGAACUAGAACCCAAGAACAGCUAGAACCCACCUACAGAACACCUGGAACUAGAACCCAAGAACAGCUAGAACCCACCUACAGAACACCUGGAACUAGAACCCAAGAACAGCUAGAACCCACCUACAGAACACCUGGAACUAGAACCCAAGAACAGCUAGAACCCACCUACAGAACACCUGGAACUAGAACCCAAGAACAGCUAGAACCCACCUACAGAACACCUGGAACUAGAACCCAAGAACAGCUAGAACCCACCUACAGAACACCUGGAACUAGAACCCAAGAACAGCUAGAACCCACCUACAGAACACCUGGAACUAGAACCCAAGAACACCUAGAACCCACCUACAGAACACCUGGAAUUAGAACCCAAGAACAGCUAGAACCCACCUACAGAACACCUGGAACUAGAACCCAAGAACAGCUAGAACCCACCUACAGAACACCUGGAACUAGAACCCAAGAACACCUAGAACCCACCUAGAGAACACAUGGAACUAGAACCCAAGAACACCUAGAACCCACCUAGAGAACACAUGGCACUAGAACCUGAUCCAGUGGAACUGGAAUCUGAAAAACACCUUAAAGCUAGAAUCCUUAGUUGCUACAUCAAUGUAUGGACUUAUAAAUGAAUGAUCAAAACAUCAACGCUACAGAAUAAACUUGACGAGAAAGGACUAGCUUUUCCUAGUGCGUAUGUACAGUAGCUGCAGUAAUAUCAUAUCAACAUGCUUUUGGACAUGUUUUAUAGAUAUGAAUAUAUAAAUGAAGUAAUAUACAUAUAAAUGCAAUCCUAUGUCAGUCAAAUGUACAGUCAGUCAGUCACUAAUGCUAACACUCAGCCAUGUAGUUUGCACAGCCCGUUCCUUAGUGACCAGACUCCAUCAGUUACCCAUUUUGGAGAAUGAGGGUCGCUUCAGUCAGAGUAGCAAAGCAACGCAAUGCAAGAUUACAUAUGAUGACACAUUAUAAUAGAGUGUUAUGAAACUGGACUAAUUAUUUGCCAAUAAAAACAUAUACACUGUUGACUUUAAUUUGUACGAUGAUAUUUCAAGACUGACAUGUAUCCAGUAUUGGAAUGUUGUACUGUUUGCUUCCAUGGGUUUUUGGCAAACCUGGUAAUAUCCAAUACAAAACAAUGGUAUAUGAUAUGAGGGUCUUUUUUGUUAAAUGCAGUCCCACAUGAAUGAUAUUAUUUGCGGAUCGUUUGUGGAUCAUCAUUGAAUGAGAGUAAAUUCACUAUCUAUAUUUGUGAUUGAUUCUCAAGAGUUCAUGUCAAAAUGGUACAUGGUAUUGUAUUGGCCCCAGCCUUAUUUCGAUUGGCCAGUUUGUUUGUGUGACAGUAUGAUUCCUACCUUUUUAGUUUUGAUAUCAAUGUCCAACAACCUACAAAUGUUCGCUAUAUAUACAGGAAUAUGUGAUGUGGAUGGAAUGACACUGGAAAUAAAUAAUAAACCAUAUUCUCUAUUCAUUUGA